Messenger RNA from Triticum dicoccoides, 784 nucleotides. Its product is annotated as mavicyanin-like. Gene Ontology annotation, molecular function: electron transfer activity. Gene Ontology annotation, cellular component: plasma membrane. Lineage: Eukaryota; Viridiplantae; Streptophyta; Magnoliopsida; Poales; Poaceae. Bases 72 to 602 code for a protein of 176 amino acids. The record is from RefSeq and is a predicted model, not a curated record. The transcript has a single exon.
UAAGCAUCAGCACAAUCUUGCCUUCUACAUCCUCUGCUUUGCAUUCCUCCUUCCAGUUCCAACCGCAAUCAAUGGCCGCCAUGAAGAUCACUCUCCUUGCCGUGGCCACAAUCUCAGCAGUCUUACUGGGCACCGCGUCGGCGGCGACCUACGGUGUCGGCGAGCCGGGCGGUUCGUGGACCCUCAACACCGACUACAGCAACUGGGUGUCCAACAAGAAGUUCCACCCGGGUGAUGAGAUCAUCUUCAAGUACUCUCCCGCGGCGCACGAUGUGGUCGAGGUCAGCAAGGCUGGCUACGACUCCUGCAGCACCGCCAGCGCCAUCAACACCUUCAAGUCCGGCAACGACGUCGUCCCCCUCAACGCCACCGGCAUCCGCUACUUCAUCUGCGGCAUCACUGGCCACUGCAGCCCCACCGCCGCCGCCAGCAUGAAGGUCGUGAUCGACGUCGUCCCGAGUUCCUCCUCACCGUCGUCACCCAUGCCGGCUGCCGGUCCGGACGCGAGCAACCCGCCGCCACCCUCCUCUACCGCAUCCUCUGUCGGGGCCACAGCAGGAUUUGGCCUUGUCGUCCUACUGGUCGCCAGUCUCAUGGUUUAAAAUGCAUAUUUCAGCCAGCUGCAUGCCGCACGCACAUAUGAGCUUACAUAUUGUUUGACUGGUUAUUACUGGGGAAUACAUACAUGUAUUAUUGCUUAGAGCGAAGAUGUGAGAACUACUUUGUAAGUUUGUAUCUCUCACGUUUGUAUGUAAUCUACUGGCCUUUAGGCAUUUCAUAUUGA